Exophiala xenobiotica is the source of this 2004-nucleotide messenger RNA. RefSeq lists its product as uncharacterized. The coding region runs from base 1 to 2004 and encodes 667 amino acids. Gene Ontology annotation, molecular function: flavin adenine dinucleotide binding; oxidoreductase activity, acting on CH-OH group of donors. The record is from RefSeq and is a predicted model, not a curated record. Lineage: Eukaryota; Fungi; Ascomycota; Eurotiomycetes; Chaetothyriales; Herpotrichiellaceae. The transcript has 3 exons.
AUGACUGUCCCCGACGAGGUUGAUAUCAUCGUGUGUGGAGGUGGCAGUUCAGGAUGUGUUCCUGCUGGACGUCUUGCCAACCUGGACCACAAACUCCAGGUCCUCCUGGUUGAGGCCGGAGAGAGCAACCUCAACAACCCCUGGGUCUAUCGUCCUGGCAUCUACCCAAAGAAUAUGAAGUUGGACUCCAAGACAGCUACUUUCUAUUACUCCCGCCCCUCUGAGUACCUGGAUGGACGUCGAGCUGUUGUUCCCUGCGCCCAUAUCCUCGGUGGAGGCAGUUCGAUCAACUUUAUGAUGUACACCCGGGCGUCAGCAAGUGAUUAUGACGACUUCAAAAUGAAGGGAUGGACGACCAAGGAGCUGAUUCCGUUGAUGAAGAAGCACGAGACAUACCAGCGUGCUUGUAACAACCGGGAUCUCCACGGGUUCGAAGGCCCGAUCAAGGUCUCGUUCGGCAACUACACCUACCCCAUCAUGCAAGACUUCCUCCGAGCAGCUGAGAGCUUGGGCUUCCCAGUCACAGAUGACCUUCAGGACCUCGUUACCGGCCAUGGUGCUGAGCAUUGGCUGAAGUGGAUCAACCGAGACACUGGUCGACGUUCUGAUGCCGCCCAUGCGUACAUCCACGCUACUCGUGCCAAGUACCAGAACCUCCAUCUUCAAUGCAACACAAAGGUCGACAGAGUCGUGAUCGAAAAUGGCACAGCUGUCGGUGUCAUCACCGUGCCUACCAAACCUAUUGGUGGUAAAGAUGUUCCUCGCAGGUUCUUCAAGGCCCGCAAGCUGGUCAUUGUCAGCUGCGGUACUCUGAGCUCACCUCUUGUGCUCCAGCGAUCUGGUAUUGGUGACCCAGAGAAGCUCAAAAAGGCUGGUGUCAAGCCUAUUGUUGAGCUCCCAGGGGUGGGUCUCAACUUCCAGGACCAUUACCUCACGUUUGCCACCUACCGAGCUACUCCAGACACCGAGUCUUUCGAUGACUUUGCUCGAGGUGUUCCCGAGGUCCAAAAGGCCGUCUUUGAUGAAUGGAACCUCAAGGGUACGGGUCCACUGGCCACCAACGGCAUCGAAGCUGGUGUCAAGUCACGCCCUACUGAGGAAGAACUUGAGGAGAUGAAGAGCUGGCCAACACCAGACUUCAGCCCAAGCGGAUGGGAGAGCUACUUCAAGAACAAGCCAGACAAGCCAGUCAUGCACUACAGUGUCAUUGCUGGUUGGUUCGGUGACCACUUGGACAUGCCCGCCGGCAAGUUCUUCACCAUGUUCCACUUCUUGGAGUAUCCCUUCUCUCGUGGCUUCACGCACAUUACCUCUCCAGAUCCAUACGAGGCUCCUGACUUCGAUGCUGGGUUCAUGAAUGACAAGCGUGACAUGGCACCGAUGGUUUGGGGCUACAUCCAAUCUCGUGAGACUGCUCGGCGCAUGCGAGCCUAUGCUGGUGAGGUCACCGCGAUGCACCCUCACUUCAAGUUCGAUUCACCUGCUCGUGCACUGGAUAUGGACUUGGCUACGCGCAAUGCCUAUGCUGGUCCCAACCACAUCACUGCCAACAUUCAACAUGGUAGCUGGACCGCCCCACUUGCGUCAGGCAAGGCCACAGAGCCCAACUGGCUCAACUCCAACUGCCAGGAAGACCGCUCUGGCAAGCUCAAAUACACCAAGGAGGACAUCGCGCUGAUCGAGAAAUGGGUCCAACGCCACUGCGAGACUACCUGGCACUCUCUUGGAACUUGUAGCAUGGGUCCAAAGGAUGGCAAUGACGUCGUCAAGCAUGGUGUCUUGGACGAGAGAUUGAACGUCCACGGCGUCAAGAACCUGAAAGUGUCUGAUCUCAGUGUCUGUCCCGACAACGUUGGCUGCAACACUUUCUCGACUGCCCUACUCAUCGGUGAGAAGUGUGCUGUCCUUGCUGCUGAGGAUCUUGGCUACAGCGGAGCUGCUUUGGACAUGAAGAUCCCAACAUACCACGCACCUGGCGAGUCUGUUGGCCUUGCUCGGUUGUAG